UAAUAAACAAACCAAAAAGCUCCUUUGCAAAUGCAAAACCAACCUUUAGUUUCUCUUUCCUACUGUUUUUUGGCAAAACAAGUGGUGAAGAGAAAAUGAGAGAUAAUUCCCAGGUAAUAUCCAUCUAGUGUAAAACAUAUUAGAAUAGAUUGUUGUAAUAAUAUUAUGUGGAUUAGAUAGAGAAGGAGAUACAAAGAAAGAUGUUGUUUUUCUAUUUGAUCUCCUUGCCUUUAACACUGGGGAUGGUGAUUUUGACUUUGAAAUAUUUCGCGGCCCCGGAAGUUCCUAAUUAUGUUCUUUUCACCGUUGGAUAUACAUGGUUUUGUUCUUUCUCCAUCAUCAUCCUUGUACCUGCUGAUAUUUGGACGACGAUAUUUGGUCAGUACAGCAGAGGGAUAUCUUUCUUUUGGAGCCUAACCUAUUGGAGUACAUUUUUGCUAACUUGGGGUGUGGUGCCUACUAUUCAGGGUUAUGAAGAUGCUGGAGAUUUCACCGUGGUUGAAAGAUUGAAGACUAGCUUACAUGAAAACUUGGUCUUCUACCUAUGCGUUGGUUCUGUUGGACUUGUUGGACUCGUUUUAUUCGUUAUUUUCAGCAAAAAUUGGAGUGGAGACAUUCUUGGUUUUGCCAUGGCUUGCUCCAAUACUUUUGGACUUGUUACUGGUGCGUUCCUUCUUGGCUUUGGUCUUAGUGAAAUCCCUAAGGGCAUUUGGAAGAAUGUGGAUUGGACUUUUCGCCAUAAGGUUCUCUCACACAAAGUUGCUAAAAUGGCUGUUAAACUUGAUGAUGCUCAUCAAGAAUUUUCUAGUGCUAUUGUUGUUGCUCAGGCGACCUCAAAUCAGAUAAAGAAGCGUGAUCCUCUAAGACCGUAUAUGAAUAUUAUCGAUAGCAUGUUAUAUGAAAUGUUAAAAGAAGAUCCUUCCUUCAAGCCUCAAGGUGGAAGGUUUGGGGAGAAUGAUAUGGACUACAAUACUGAUCAAAAAUCAAUGGCAACUCUCAGACGUCGACUUAGGAUAGCUAGAGAGGAAUACUGUAGAUACCGAAGUGAAUAUACGAGCUUUGUCUUGGAAGCUCUCGAACUGGAAGAUACUAUAAAAAACUACGAGCUCCGUAAUAUAACUGGAUGGAAAUUUGUUUCAAGUUUCAAGCCCGAACGAACAGGCAAAUUAGGGUCCUCUUUUGAUAUGAUGGAGUUCGUCUGGCGUUGUGUUCUAAGAAAGCAACUAGAGAAACUCUUUGCAAUAAUUCUGUGUUGUAUGUCUGCUGCAAUUCUUUUAGCAGAAGCUACCAUACUGCCUGUUGGAGUUGAUUUAUCUCUCUGCUCCAUCCUCAUAAACUCCGUGGGAAAGCAGGAAAUGCUCGUCCAGGUUAUUGCAUUUGUCCCUCUGAUGUAUAUGUGCAUCUGCACCUAUUUUUCCUUGUUCAAAAUUGGAAUGCUGAUGUUCUAUUCAUUAACACCAAGACAAACAAGCUCAGUCAGCUUGCUUAUGAUAUGCUCGAUGGUUGCACGAUAUGCUCCUCCAAUUUCAUACAACUUCCUUAAUCUUAUCCACUUCCCUGAUAAUAGAAAAACCAUCUUUGAGAAGCGAAUGGGGAACAUAGACGAUGCAGUCCCUUUCUUUGGUAAAGGGUUCAACAAAAUCUAUCCUCUCAUCAUGGUUAUAUACACAUUGCUACAUGUGGCAAACUUCUUUGAUCUGGUCAUUGAUUAUUUUGGAAACUGGAGAUCAAUGUUCAAUUUUCAAGAGCAAGAUGAGGAUACAGAUGGAUUCGACCCAUCGGGACUAAUCAUCUUGCAGAAAGAACGGGCUUUGCUUGAGCGAGGGCAUAAUGUUGGUGAGCAUAUUAUUCCUUUGGCAAGGAAUUUCGGCAGUGUGAGUGUUGACAUUGAACCUAGCAGCAAUGAGAUGGAGAUGGAUACUGCAGAAAUCGGAACAAUGAGGGAAUUUAGACCUCUGAAAGAAGAGGUUCAACAGGUCACAAGCAGAGAAGCCAUUGACAAGAAAUAUUCCACCUUAAGAGAACAGAACAAGCAAGCGUCGAACACAAAGUCAGCUCGCGAAGAGUCGACUUCCUUCAAGAGUGCAACGAGACCACCACCUGAAAGAUCAGCCUCAAAAUGGGAAUCAAUGAAUUCUGGUCUUCUAAAUUUCAAAUCCAUCCUGGAAGUGAAGAAAUACCUCCCUUUACGCCAGACCCAAGAAAACACUGUGUCCUCCUUGGCUUCCUCAUCGGAAUCCCUUGAUGAGAUUUUCCAGAGAUUGAAACGACCAACUCUGGACCUUAGAGACUACAAUGCUGAAAAUGAUCUUUUGUUUUGAACACGACACCGAGUUCAGAAACUUUGGUCAGUCUAGAUAGAAAAUGUAGCAAUUCCUGGAACAGAAUCAGAAGACUUGUUCAUUUUUCACCAAGGACCGAAGCAUGCGUGUUUUUGUAGCAAGCUGAGUGCCAACUAUGGUACAAUUCACAUCAUCUGUACACUUGUAAGUUGUAAUAGUAAACAUUGAUUAUGAAUGUUUGCUUCCUUGUUCCUACAGAUUAUUUGUUGAAUCUAAUACGAUGGAGUU
Molecule: messenger RNA, 2570 nt
Organism: Hibiscus syriacus
Lineage: Eukaryota; Viridiplantae; Streptophyta; Magnoliopsida; Malvales; Malvaceae
Product: LMBR1 domain-containing protein 2 homolog A-like
Exons: 14
Coding region: 201-2321 (706 amino acids)
Cellular component (GO): membrane
Source: RefSeq, a predicted model, not a curated record